Silurus meridionalis is the source of this 2267-nucleotide messenger RNA. RefSeq names its product CDC45 cell division cycle 45 homolog (S. cerevisiae) (gene cdc45). The record is from RefSeq and is a predicted model, not a curated record. The transcript is spliced from 18 exons. Gene Ontology annotation, cellular component: DNA replication preinitiation complex. Gene Ontology annotation, molecular function: single-stranded DNA binding; chromatin binding; DNA replication origin binding. Gene Ontology annotation, biological process: double-strand break repair via break-induced replication; DNA replication initiation; mitotic DNA replication preinitiation complex assembly. The coding region runs from base 146 to 1861 and encodes 571 amino acids. NCBI's taxonomy places the organism in Eukaryota, Metazoa, Chordata, Actinopteri, Siluriformes, Siluridae.
GUCACUCACAAACGAAUUUGGCGCCAGAGAUUCAACACGGUGCUGAAGCGAAAAGUGUGUGUCACUUAUUAAUAGAGUAGUGAGGGAGCUGUUAGAGGUUUUUCCUCUUUUUUUGCGUGUUAAACGUUAAUGCGAGUUGUUGAACAUGUUUGUGACCGACAUUAGAAAAGAGUUUUAUGAUGUUGUGGUUCAUCAGAGAGUGGCUCUGCUCGUGUCCGCGGACAUCGACGCGCUGUGUGCCUGUAAAAUCCUGCAGGCUUUGUUCCACUGCGACCAGGUGCAGUAUACACUGGUUCCUGUGACAGGAUGGCAAGAACUCGGUACAGCCUUUCUGGAACAUAAGGAACAGUACCGGUAUUUUGUGCUGAUUAACUGUGGAGCAAAUGUGGAUUUGUUGGAGACACUGCAGCCUGAGGAAGAUUCUGUGUUUUUUAUCUGUGAUACCCACAGGCCUGUUGAUGUGGUGAAUGUUUACAAUGACACACAGAUCAAACUGCUAAUUAAACAAGAUGAUGAUCUUGGUGUUCCCUCCUAUGACGACAUUUUCCGUGAUGAAGAGGAUGAAGACAGCGAUGGAGGAGAUUCUGGGAAUGAGAGUGAUGGUGGCUCGGAGCCAUCUGGGAAACGGAGGCGUUUCGAUGAGGGGGCACUGGAAAGGAGAAUUGAGCGACAGCGAGCAAGGAGAGAAUGGGAGGCUCGGAGGAGGGAUAUCCUGUUUGAUUAUGAGCAAUACGAGUACCAUGGCACAUCUGCUGCAAUGGUUAUGUUUGAGCUGGCCUGGGUUAUGACCAAAGACACCAGAGACAUGUUGUGGUGGAGUAUUAUUGGUCUGACAGAUCAGUGGGUUCAUGAAAAAAUUACACACAUCAAGUAUGUAACGGAUAUUGCUACUCUGCAGAGGCACGUGUCUCGCCAUAACCAUCGCAAUGAAGAUGAAGAGAAUUCUGUCUCUAUCGACUGCAUGAGGAUCACUUUUGAAUACGACUUGCGCUUGGCUUUGUACCAGCACUGGUCACUGUAUGAGAGCAUCUGCAACUCCUGCUACACCUCCUGCAGUUUUAAACUGUGGUCAAUCAAUGGGCAGAAGAAACUACAGGAAUUCCUGGCAGACAUGGGACUUCCACUCAAACAGGUGCGACAAAAGUUUAAUUCCAUGGACAUGUCAAUCAAGGAGAACCUGCGUGAAGUUAUCGAGGAGUCCUCCAAUAAAUUUGGGAUGAAGGACAUCCGCGUGCAGACGUUUGGUGUACACUUUGGCUUUAAGAAUCGUUUCUUGGCGAGUGAUGUGGUACAUGCUGCUGUAGCAUUGCUGGAGAAUGUGGAGAAGGAGGAGACUCCUACGGACAACUUCAUCAAAGCUCUGGAUUGCCUCUCAAGGAGUAACAUAGAAAGGCUGCAUUUGGGGAUUGAUCUUGCUAAGAAAAAGUUAAAGGCUAUUCAGCAGACCGUCGCCAGCUGCAUCUGCACUAAUCUCAUUCUCUCACAAGGACCCUUUCUUUACUGCCAUUUAAUGGAGGGAACACCAGAUGUAAAACUCUUUUCCAAGCCUUUGGCCCUGACUCUACUGUGCAAAUAUCUCCUCAAGGCUUUUAUCUGCUCUACCCGGAAUAAACGCUGCAAGAUUUUGCCACUCAUUAUGGCUGCUCCUAUGGAUGUGGAGAAGGGCACGGUUAUCGUCUUAGGAAUUCCACCAGAGUCUGACACUUCUAACAAGAAAAAUUUUUUUGGCAGGGCUUUUGAGAAAGCAGCUGAAAGUACAACCUCCAGGACACUGCACGAUCACUUUGACACUUCAAUUAUUGAACUGAAGAUGGAAGACAAAGGAAAAUUUCUUGAUGCCCUCAUUACCCUGCUGUCCUAAUGCCUCAUGACAUGCUUUAAGCCUCCUCCAAAUCUCACACAAAAAGAACAUUCAGAACUCUGUUAUUCUCCAAUCUUCUCUCCUUAAUUGGUUUGUUGCUGAAAUAUUUGCUUUGUCUGUGAAUGGAAUUUUGCAUUGCUUGAGAGCAAAUAUGAGAUUUCACAUGCUCCCUAUCAGUUGGGUGUCAGAUCUGUGUUUAACUUCCCACAUGAAGACCUUGACAAGUAGCAGUCAAACUGUACUACAGGUCUCUGUCGUCUAAUACAAAUCGUACAUAUCUUCUAAGCUCUUGUUAGAUCGUGUAUGUGUAUAAUACUGUACAUUUAUUUGGAUUUUGUUGUAGUUUUAAUGUUGUGUUUUUUUUAUGGGAAAUUCAAUAUAAAAAUCAUGUCUCAAUAAUAAAUGA